This is a messenger RNA of Protobothrops mucrosquamatus (brown spotted pit viper), 3035 nucleotides long. It is a transcript of the gene BRD8, whose product is annotated as bromodomain containing 8. Gene Ontology annotation, cellular component: NuA4 histone acetyltransferase complex. Lineage: Eukaryota; Metazoa; Chordata; Lepidosauria; Squamata; Viperidae. Bases 71 to 2734 code for a protein of 887 amino acids. Gene Ontology annotation, molecular function: protein binding. The record is from RefSeq and is a predicted model, not a curated record. The transcript has 21 exons.
GGAGAGGCCCGACCUAACGUUUCGGACUCGAUGUCUGGGGAGCUUCGAAAUCUAUCGUCCUUUCCCGAAAAUGGCGGCCGGAGCGGGGAAACACAAGUUGAUGAACGCUGGGCCCACGGAACCGUGGUCUAUUCGAGAGAAGCUGUGCUUGGCUUCUUCUGUCAUGCGAAGUGGGGACCAGAACUGGGUAUCUGUCAGCAGAGCUAUUAAACCCUUUGCAGAACCAGGCCGUCCACCAGAUUGGUUUUCUCAGAAGCACUGUGCAUCACAAUAUUCUGAGCUCCUGGAGACAACAGAGACUCCAAAAAGAAAGCGUGGUGAGAAAGGAGAAGUUGUAGAAACUGUAGAAGAUGUUAUUGUGAGAAAACUGACAGCAGAACGAGUGGAGGAGCUUAAGAAGUUUAUUAAGGAGACACAGGAAAAGUACAGGCAGCUGAAGAGAGAUGCAGAACUGAUCCAGGCAGGACAUAUGGAUCACAGGCUGGAGGAAAUUUACAAUGACAUUGUGAUGAAAAAAAGAAUAGAAGAAGAGGAGGCUGAAGUGAAGAGAAAAGCUACUGAUGCUGCUUAUCAAGCUCGUCAAGCAAUUAAAAAUCCAUCGCGAAGGAUGCCAGGAAUAAUGGUCCGUUCUCCAGCAGGGUCAACAUCACCAGGAGCAGAGUAUGCUCUGGGAGACUUGUCUCAACCCAGUGUGGAAGAGACAAGUCCAGGGGUAACUCCAGGGACAUUGCCCAGCACCCCAGUUGCCUCCUUCAUUGGGAUCCCUGACACCCCUAUGGGCUCCACCUCCCUGGAUGCCCCCUUGACCCCAGUCACAGAUGAUUCAACCCAGAAAAAGAUGCUAGGACAGAAAGCGACUCCGCCUCCUUCUCCUCUGCUUUCAGAGCUGCUGAAGAAAGGCAGCCUCCUGCCCACAAGCCCCAGGCUGGUGGCAGAGGGUGAGCUUUCUGUUGUUGCUGGUCAUCCAAGCAGCUCUGGUCUCCUCCUGGAAGUGGGAGGAGUUCUUCCAGUAUUACACGGUGGGGAAAUGCAGUCGGCCUCUACCACUAUUCCUGCGACCCCUGCUGCGUCAGUGAAUCAGCCCAACACCUGUGUUUCCAUGGAGGCAGUGCCUGAUCCUCACACUGUGACAGUAUCAAUGGAUAGCAGUGAAAUUUCCAUGAUCAUUGAUUCCAUCAAGAAAGACUGCCUAGGCUCUGGGGCAUCUGGUGGUGUAGGGACUUCCAAAGACCACAUGGAUAGCAAAGAAGACCUGGAUUUGGCUGAGAAGAUGGAUAUUGCCGUUUCCUACACAGGGGAAGAGCCUUCCUACACUGGGGAAGAACUUGAUUUUGAAACUGUUGGGGACAUCAUAGCUAUCAUUGAGGACAAGGUGGAUGAUCAUCCUGAAGUCUUGGAUGUAGCGGCAGUAGAGGCUGCCUUGUCUUUCUGUGAAGAAAUUGAGGAUCCCCAGUCUCUAACCAGUCCUUGGGAGCACCCCCUCCAGCGAGAGCAUCCGAUCCAACAGGAGCACGACAAGCAGAGCCAGAUACCCCAAAUGACAGUAACGAUAAAGCAAGAAAGACCGGACUGUGAGGAAUUGGAAGCCAAGGGGAUCCGAGAUCUGAUGAGCCUUGGGGAUUUGGGAGCCGAUAUUAAAACUGAGCCUGCUGAACAAGGGCAGGUACGUUUGGGCUCUGAAGAAGCUGCUGUACUAGCAGCUAGAACAAGUGAAGCUUCUGAGUUGAGGGGCCAUAGCUCUGAAGAUGAAGAGACCACAGUGGUUGGUUUGACAGGCUCUGAUAUGGAUAUAGAAUCGACCAAAGAUGACAUGGAUCAUGGCACUGUGAAAGCAGAGCUUCCUCCUGAUGAGGAGACUUCCUCUCCACACGCUCCAAGUGCAAGUGAAGAUUCCUCCCAGGCAGAUGUCCACCACAAAUAUGAGCUGUCAGAAUCAAUGAAAGAUGAAGCUCAAGCUCUUUUUGAAAACCAGCUGAAGGGUGAAGAGGAUGAGGAGGAUGGUGCCAGCGAGGCUGCCAGUUUGGAGGAGCCCAAAGAGGAAGAUCAGGGUGAGGGAUAUCUCUCAGAAAUGGACAAUGAGCCCCCUGUGAGUGAGAGUGAUGAUGGCUUCAGUAUCCAUAAUGCACCUUUGCAGUCUCACACGCUGGCUGAUUCCAUUCCCAGCAGCCCUGCCUCCUCACAGUUCUCUGUUUGCAGUGAGGAUCAGGAGGCUAUUCAGGCACAAAAAAUCUGGAAGAAGGCUAUUAUGCUGGUUUGGAGAGCAGCUGCCAAUCACAGGUAUGCCAAUGUCUUCUUACAGCCCGUGACUGACGAUAUUGCUCCAGGUUACCAUAGUAUUGUACAGAGGCCAAUGGAUUUGUCAACAAUUAAGAAAAACAUUGAGAAUGGGUUGAUCAGAACCACAGCAGAGUUCCAACGAGAUAUUAUGCUGAUGUUCCAAAACGCUGUCAUGUACAAUAGUUCUGAUCAUGAUGUUUAUCACAUGGCUGUGGAAAUGCAACGAGAUGUCUUGGAGCAGAUUCAGCAAUUUCUAGCCACGCAAUUGAUCAUGCAGACAAAUGAGUCUGGGAUCAGUGCAAAAAGUCUCCGUGGACGAGAUUCUACUCGGAAACAAGAUGCUUCGGAGAAGGACAGUGGCCCUAUGGGCUCCCCAGCAUUUCUUCUUUCUCUCUUUGAUGGGGGAACUAGAGGACGUCGUUGUGCCAUUGAAGCAGAUAUGAAGAUGAAGAAAUGACGCAAAGGCAGGAGACACCCCAGGCUGUGGCAUCUGAAUGAGAAUUUUCCUGAUUCUGAAUGAGACGCGGCUAUGGAUGGCCAUCUGUGUUAGUGUGUGUUAUCCUGGAAUGUGUAACUGGGGAAAUCCCAGGGCCGGGAGAACGAUCCUUUGCCUGUUCUAAGGCAGUUGUAAUCAGGUCCUUGAGUGUUCUGAUUAGCUAGCAACUGGUGGCUAGUAUGUAUUGUAAUGUGAUGUGUACAGAUUUUUUUUUUAUGUAUUUGUGGAUUGUAAAUGUGUAUAAUAAAUUGUAGUAGAGAAU